Molecule: messenger RNA, 2746 nt
Organism: Oryzias melastigma (Indian medaka)
Lineage: Eukaryota; Metazoa; Chordata; Actinopteri; Beloniformes; Adrianichthyidae
Gene: chrne
Product: cholinergic receptor, nicotinic, epsilon
Exons: 12
Coding region: 189-1745 (518 amino acids)
Biological process (GO): monoatomic ion transmembrane transport; signal transduction; regulation of membrane potential
Cellular component (GO): neuron projection; synapse; postsynaptic membrane
Molecular function (GO): transmembrane signaling receptor activity; acetylcholine-gated monoatomic cation-selective channel activity
Source: RefSeq, a predicted model, not a curated record
CAAAUGAUUGUGAUGAUGAUUAUUGUGAGUGUGGAGUGGGAUUUGAAGUCCUGGUUUAGUGCCUCCAGUUGCUGUGUAAUUUGAUAGCGACAGUGGGGUUGAGCAACGUUCAGGGUGUUUGGUGGGGGGAUUUAGCGCUCUUCCUCUCUGUCUUUGUACUUUGCAGUGUACCCAGCAGGUUUCAGGAUAUGAUGGCUGUAUGUCACUUUUGGAUAUAUUCUGGAGUUUUAACACUACUCUGGCUUUCUGCGGGCCCGGUGCACUGUAAUGAAGAGUCCCAGCUGAUCAGUGACUUGUUCAUGAACUACCAUAAGAAUAGUCGCCCAGUGGUGAAUCCUGAUGACAAGGUGGAGGUUACGAUCAAGCUGACACUUACCAAUCUUAUCUCCCUGAACGAGAAGGAGGAAACUCUUACAACCAAUGUGUGGAUUGAGAUUCAGUGGACCGAUUAUCGGCUUUCCUGGAAUGAGUCUAAGUAUUAUGGCAUCGAUGUCAUCCGGGUCCCAUACAACACUGUCUGGCUCCCUGACAUAGUCUUGGAAAACAACAUUGAUGGCAAAUUUGAUGUGGCUUACUACGCCAAUGUGCUGAUCAGCAGCAAUGGCGGGAUGUACUGGCUCCCUCCGGCUAUUUAUCGCAGCACUUGUGCAAUUGAGAUCACCUACUUCCCAUUUGAUUAUCAAAACUGCACGCUUGCAUUCAGGUCCCAAACGUAUAGCGCCAAAGAAGUGGACCUAGUUCUGGCCAAUAGUGAAGACGGUUCUACUAUUGAGUGGGUGGACAUUGAUCCCGAAGCUUUUACAGAGAAUGGAGAGUGGGCCAUUGUCCAUCGUCCAGCCAGGAAGAUGAUCGACACUCGAUAUUCCCCGGAUGACCUGGAGUAUCAGGAAAUAAUGUUCAAUCUGGUCAUUCAAAGAAAGCCCCUGUUCUACAUCAUUAACGUCAUCCUACCAUGCUCCCUCAUCUCCUUGUUGGUUGUACUGGCCUACUUUCUGCCUGCACAAGCUGGAGGACAGAAGCUGACUGUGUCCAUCUCUGUCUUGCUGGCUCAGACUGUCUUCCUCUUCCUCAUUGCUCAGAAGACCCCUGAGACAUCUCUCGCUGUCCCUCUUAUUGGAAAGUACCUGAUUUUUGUCAUGUGUGUCACCACUCUUAUUGCAACAAACCAAAUUGUGGUGCUGAACUUCUCAUUGCGCAGUCCUAGUACACACACAAUGUCCUACUCCAUCAAGCAUCUGUGCUUAGAAAUGGUUCCUCGCUUCCUGGGCAUGUCUCCUCUGGUGGAUGACAGUGAGGUGACUGCAGAGGUAAACGGCAUAAGAGAGCGCCGCCGAAGCUCCUUUGGUCUCAUGCAGAGAGCAGAGGAAUAUGUGCUAAAGCAACCACGCAGUGAAAUGAUGUUCGACAAGCAAAGAGAGAGGCAUGGUCUGACGCGCUCAAUGGUGGACAACAUCGAUGUCAGCAGCACAGCCAACCUUUACAAGAGUUUGGCUCAAGCUGCACCAGAAAUAAAGCAAUGUGUAGACGCCUGUAACUUCAUUGCAGAGAGCACAAAGCAACAAAAUGACAUAGGAUCUGAAAUUGAAAGCUGGGUAUUGAUUGGAAAGAUGAUUGACAAGGUCUGUUUCUGGGCUGCUAUUCUCCUCUUCAUCGUUGGGACUGUGGGGAUCUUCUUAACUGGACACGUCAACAAAGCGCCAGAAUUUCCAUUUCCUGGGGAGAGUAAGAAGUAUGCCCCAGUUUAAAGAAAAAAGAGAUGUAUUUGCUAAAACAUCUGUAUAUUUAUUUGUGCUUCGUUCAGUCUGAAGUGUGUAGAGCAUGUAUUCUCUGAAAUGUAAUGCCUAUAGGAUUCCUGGGUGAAAUUAAGAGGUUGAGUUGACUCUGAGGAAUUUAUGUGCGUCUCCAUCCUCACUUGUCAUAUCAGAAAGGGGAUAGAUCUUAUCCUCAGCAUUUCCAACUCGGAUGGAAGUCUUGUGAUGCAUACUUCAGAUCGUAUGGAUAAAAAAAAUGUUUGAUUUAAUUGAAUGUUUUAAAAUUCUGAGCAAAUUCUAGUUUGACUUUGUGGUAAAAUGCAAAGGUUAUUAAUAUCAGACAUGAAACAACACAUAUAACAGGUUUGGUUCAUUUAUAAAGAAAUGCUGCAGCCAGUUUACUAUAAAGCUGCAUUGAUGUGGAUCACUUAAGGUAUUACAACUUCACAUACACAUGCAUGUUUGAGUAACUUUAGCCAAACAUUUUUCUUGUUUAAUAGGGUGUUUGAAACCAUGUGUACCGUUUAAAGUGUGACCAUCAAUUUAACACAAUCCAUCCCAAAAACCUUUUUUUUCACUUUCUUAAAGGCUUGAUAAUGAUUAAGCAAACUUACAUAUUUAUGUUCAAACAUAUUCAUUUUAGGUUACAGGUUAACAACAAUCCAUUUUUAAAAAACUUUCUCUGGAUUGCUAAUGAACUGAAAAAAAAAACUUUUCUCAAAGUGUUUUCCUGUUAAAAUUUCUACAAAAUAUCAAAUUAGUGACCAAUAUCUUUGGUCAUUAAUUUGAGAGUUACAAAUCUUAUCUGUAGUGAAAGCAAGCAAGUGCUUAAGUUUUUACAUGCAUGCUUCUUUGUCUUAAAAGAGCCAGGAAACUCUUUCUUUGAUGACUUAUUUAUUGAGAAGUCUUGUUGUUUUAAAUAGAUGGCUCACUGAGAUAUUGUCUUGAUGUCAUUGUGCCAUUUUGUAUAAAUAAAAAUGUUAUUUACUCCAUCA